CCCCCCCCCCCCCCCCCAAAAAAAAACAAUUUCUAUACAUGUGAUUUUGCUCUCUGCAACUCCUCAAUUCCUCUUUGAUUUAGAAGCAAAUUAAAGAAGUCCAAUGUCUUCCCUAGAGUUGGAGGACAACCCUUUCUGGGCCGGUGUCAAUUCUGGAAGUUCUAGUGGCGCAAGUGAAGAGAAGCUGGGCAUGAUGAAUCAUCCGCAUGUUUCAAGCUCCAGUAGCCCUACUGCUACUACUACUUCUACUACAAUUCACCAGAAGAUGAAAAGUUCGUUCAAAAAUCAAAAAGCUGAUGGAGGUGGUGGUGGUGGUGGUGAGUUACACAUUUGGACGGAGAGAGAAAGGAGAAAGAAGAUGAGGGACAUGUUCUCUGUUCUUCAUUCUUUGCUCCCACAACUUGCCCCUAAGGCAGACAAGUCGACUAUAGUUGACGAAGCAGUAAAAUAUAUAAAGACCCUUGAACAAACACUCCAGACGUUACAAGAACAAAAGGCGAAUAAGAUACUGAUGAAUGAGCACGGAGCACCAUCAAUGCCAAAAUCACAAACAGCUCAUGAGGCAUUAACUCAACCAGGGGAAUCGAUUUUGGGUGAUCAUCACCAUCAGGUCGGUGGACCAAUAUCACAGGCAGACAACUUGUUUGCACCUAAUAGUAGCAGCAGCAGCUUCCGGACAUGGUUUUCGCCAAACGUAGUGGUCAACAUGUGCGGUGAUAGUGCUCAAAUUAGUGUCUGUUCACCUAGAAAGCCCGGCUUAUCUGCUACCAUCUUCUACAUACUAGAAAAGCACAAACUCCACGUUCUUUCUGCUCACAUUUCCUCCUAUCACCAUCGCUGCAUGUACAUGAUCCACGCCCAUGCAGGUGGAGCUGCUGAUCACUUUCCUGAGGCACUGUCGGUGGAGGAUAUAUUCAAAUUAGCUGCUGGUGAAAUGAACUUGUGGCUCUUAUCAUGUUGAUAUAUACAGCCAUAUAUUUGUAUAUAUGUACUCUAAAUAGCUAUUUCAGCUUUUUCUCACUUUGGUACAACCAGGUUUUCACUUAGUCUUAUCAUGUUGAUUUUAAUAUAUAUGCACAUUAGCAUUUGGUCUAAA
Ziziphus jujuba (common jujube) is the source of this 1096-nucleotide messenger RNA. Its product is annotated as transcription factor bHLH95. Gene Ontology annotation, biological process: regulation of DNA-templated transcription; endosperm development. The transcript is spliced from 3 exons. The record is from RefSeq and is a predicted model, not a curated record. Gene Ontology annotation, molecular function: protein dimerization activity; DNA-binding transcription factor activity. NCBI's taxonomy places the organism in Eukaryota, Viridiplantae, Streptophyta, Magnoliopsida, Rosales, Rhamnaceae. The coding region runs from base 104 to 961 and encodes 285 amino acids.